CAUUCCAGCAAUAUGAUGGAUGGAACCCCGGAAUCUCAGACUGGCGUGACACGUAUCGAAGCCGUGAGCAAAAGUUGGACCAAAGCAUCCCUCAUUAUCGCUUAUGUAGCUCUGCUUUUGAUUGCUAAUGUGACAUCUCUCGAGAUCCAAGUCACUGGUCUUAUGACACCAUAUGCGACCAGCGCUUUCCAGCAGCACUCCCUCGUUUCAACUGUCGCUGUUAUUCAAGGCGUGGUCAGCGCAGUCAUCAAGCCACCCAUGGGCAAAAUUGCCGAUGUAUUCGGUCGACUUGAGUCCUUCACGCUUACGAUCUUUUUGUACACCAUUGGCUACAUCCAGCAAGCAGCUUCGAACAACGUUAAGACUUUUGCUUCAGCGCAAAUCUUUUGGGCUGCGGGUUUCAACGGCCUCCAGAUCCUGCAACAGAUCUUCGUGGCGGACACGACUGACUUACUCAACCGCGCCUUGUACUCUACAUUAUUCGAUGUGCCGUUCCUGUGGACUGUAUGGGCAGGCCCAAAUGUAGGCAAGAAUAUCUUGACGAGCAUGACAUGGCGUUGGGGCUAUGGUAUCUGGGCCAUCGUCUUGCCGAUCUGCUACGUUCCACUCGCUGUGAGUCUGUGGAUGAAUCAGAAGAAAGCGAAAAGACUUGGAUAUUCUUUUCCUAGUUCACUCAAGGGUCAUACAGUGUUUGAGGUCUUCAAGAAUUUGUGGUUCGACAUGGAUAUCUUUGGCCUGCUGUUACUUGCUGCCGCCAUUUCGCUGAUAUUGUUGCCGCUCACUUUAGCACCUAACGCGGAUCACGAAUGGAAAAACCCUAGCAUGAUCGCCAUGAUUGUUGUUGGAGGUGUGACCUUGAUCGCAUUUCCAUUCUGGGAAACUAGCAAGAAGUUGGCGCCCAAGGCGUUUUUCCCACCAAAUCUUUUCAGGAACAGAACAGUCAUCGCGGGUACUCUGAUUGCGUUCUUUUACUUCAUGGCUUUCUACUUGAGUGUGUUCCCGUACUUCUACUCUUACCUACUCAUUGUGCAGAACAAAUCCAUCACUACCGCAGGCAACAUCACCCGCGUGUUCUCAUUCAGCUCAACAGUAUCUUCAAUCGUCGUUUCACUUGUCAUUAAGUACACUGGGCACUACAAAUACUAUGUUACUUUUGGUUCUUGCAUAUACCUGAUGGGCAUGGGCAUCAUGCUUUGCUACCGAAAUGAAGAUGCCACAACCGCCACGCUUAUCGGUACACAAAUUGCCAUUGGUGUUGGCGGUGGCUUCCUCAAUGUGCCGGUUCAACUUGGUGUUCAAGCGAGUGCGAGUCAUCAACAAGUCGCCGCAGCCACAACCGUCUGGCUCACACUUCUCGAAGUUGGCGGCGCAGUCGGAUCAGCCAUCUCUGGCGCAAUCUGGAGCACAUACAUUCCUCACAAGCUACAACAGUAUCUGCCAGAGGACAUGGCUGCAGACUACACACUUAUCUAUGGCGACAUCACCAAGUCUUCGGACUAUAUAACCUACCCGGCCGGCUCUCCGGCACGCAUCGCAAUCAACCGUGCGUACCAAGAGACAAUGCGUCUGCUGCUGAUCGGUGCGCUUGUUGCGGCUGCGCCUAUCUUUCCACUGUCGUUCUUCCUGCAGAACUACAAGCUUGGUGAGAUGAAACAACCAGUCAAGGGACGUGUGAUAGGGAGCUCAGAAGAGCAAAAAGCUCGACGUGUUGGAAGGUUUUGGAGACGAUCGACGGAGGCUUGAUCCAAUUGAUAUGCAAAGUUUUUGCGAUGAAUAGACG
Dothidotthia symphoricarpi CBS 119687 is the source of this 1780-nucleotide messenger RNA. Its product is annotated as MFS general substrate transporter. Gene Ontology annotation, biological process: siderophore transmembrane transport. NCBI's taxonomy places the organism in Eukaryota, Fungi, Ascomycota, Dothideomycetes, Pleosporales, Dothidotthiaceae. The record is from RefSeq and is a predicted model, not a curated record. The transcript is spliced from 5 exons. Gene Ontology annotation, molecular function: siderophore-iron transmembrane transporter activity. The coding region runs from base 13 to 1743 and encodes 576 amino acids.